Penicillium canariense is the source of this 507-nucleotide messenger RNA. RefSeq lists its product as uncharacterized. NCBI's taxonomy places the organism in Eukaryota, Fungi, Ascomycota, Eurotiomycetes, Eurotiales, Aspergillaceae. The transcript has a single exon. Bases 1 to 507 code for a protein of 168 amino acids. The record is from RefSeq and is a predicted model, not a curated record.
AUGGCAUGGUCCGUUGACUCAACGGGAUUGGAAGCGGACCAUACCCAUACCCACGCAUACGACGUGGUAGACACUUCCCUGCAGAACUCGGGCCGGCAAUUCAGCUGGGCAGCAUCUACAGGGGUACGGAUAAGCCCUGCUGGUGUAUCUUCCGCCUCGUACCUCGUACCCAAUGGCAGUGAUGCUUCACUGCCAGAAAUGCACCUGGAAGCUUCACAAUUGAGCCUUGCCACGUCACCUUGCGUCCACCACUCACACGAAAACGAGGCUUCAUGGGAACAGUUUCACGCACCCUCGUAUUGGAACCUUGGCAGUUCACCUUCUGCCCGCCAUGCAAAUCAGAAUGAGGAUGCCUUUGCGACUAUGAAUAAUUCGACCCGACGUGAACGCUUUUCCCUCAAUUCAUCCGUGCGAGUCCCUAGUGACGUUACAAACACGGCGGCCAAUCACGCAUGGAACCCUCCAGAUAUCCGACUGGCUCAAAAGAAUGACCAACCUUAUGUGUAA